This is a messenger RNA of Pteropus alecto (black flying fox), 3497 nucleotides long. It is a transcript of the gene SLC25A40, whose product is annotated as solute carrier family 25 member 40. Lineage: Eukaryota; Metazoa; Chordata; Mammalia; Chiroptera; Pteropodidae. The record is from RefSeq and is a predicted model, not a curated record. Gene Ontology annotation, biological process: mitochondrial transmembrane transport. The coding region runs from base 310 to 1326 and encodes 338 amino acids. The transcript is spliced from 12 exons.
GCCCCUCCCCUAUUGCUAUGUCCUUGGCUUCAGAUUCGCGCUCUCAGCUCCGCUACUUAGCGUUUCUGCGCUGCCUCCAAGAGACUUUGUGACUGGGUGUUGACCAAACGUAGUGGAUGCAGUUAGUGCUGGAGGUCGUCCCAGCCCUCCAUCAGGGUCAUUCUAGCCUUUUAGGUUUGCCGGGAUCGCCUGCCUUCCAAUCGUCUCCUCCACCAGAUUUUCAGCUACUGAUGUCAGAAACAAUAAAAAAUUGGAGCACAGAGUUGAGGAAAAGACUCAAGACAGAUUUUUCUUCAGUUAGUUAAAAAUAUGGAUCCUGAAGCAGGGGGACCACAGAUUAUCAAAGUGACACCUCUUCAACAAAUGCUUGCCUCUUGUACUGGAGCUAUACUGACAUCACUAAUGGUGACACCCCUGGAUGUUGUUAAAAUUCGACUCCAAGCCCAAAACAGCCCAUUUUCCAAAGGAAAAUGUUUUGUAUAUAGUAAUGGACUUAUGGAUCACCUAUGUGUCUGUGAAGAAGAAGGCAGCAGAGCGUGGUAUAAGAAGCCAGGAUGUUUUCAGGGAACAUUGGAUGCCUUUUGGAAAAUCAUUCGCAAUGAGGGCAUUAAAUCCCUGUGGAGUGGCCUUCCCCCUACCUUAGUAAUGGCAGUUCCUGCUACAGUUAUUUACUUUACCUGCUAUGAUCAAUUAACUGCUCUUCUGAGAUCUAAAUUAGGAGAAAAUGAAAGCCACAUACCAAUUGUUGCUGGAAUUGUGGCCAGAUUUGGUGCAGUAACUGUGAUAAGUCCAUUAGAAUUGAUUAGAACCAAGAUGCAAUCAAAGAAGUUUUCUUACAACGAACUGCAUCAAUAUGUCAGCAAGAGAGUAUCUGAAGACGGUUGGAUUUCUCUUUGGAGGGGCUGGGCUCCUACUGUUCUUAGAGAUGUACCAUUCUCAGCAAUGUACUGGUAUAACUAUGAAGUUUUAAAGAAAUGGUUGUGUGAGAAAUCUGGUUUAUAUGAACCUACAUUUAUGAUCAACUUUACUUCAGGGGCAUUGUCUGGUUCUUUUGCAGCUGUUGCAACUUUACCAUUUGAUGUGGUAAAAACACAAAAGCAGACACAACUUUGGAUGUACGAAAGUCAUAAAAUUUCUGUGCCUUUGCAUAUGUCAACCUGGGCUAUAAUGAAGAACAUUGUUGUUAAGAAUGGGUUUUCUGGACUAUUUACAGGCCUAAUUCCCCGUUUAGUUAAAAUUGCUCCUGCUUGUGCCAUUAUGAUCAGUACAUAUGAAUUUGGAAAGGCUUUUUUCCAGGAACAAAAUGCUCAAAAACAGAAAUAUUAGUGACGGUGUUUCAACUUGAAAUAAUAACCGUGGCCAAAUAAUAAGAUGAAGACUCUUAGGCAAGAACUUUUUCACCAUUAUCUUAGAGUGAUUUUAUGUCUUUCUUUCCUAUAAUUUAAAUGCAUAGGAAUUUGUACUUUGCCUCUAAAUCAUUAUCCUAAUUUUAAAAUAAAGUUUGUUAUCCUAAUUUUUGAGAUACUAAAAAGGAUAUCCCAGAAAUUAUAACCAUUGAACGUUUUUAUAAAGAAAAGAAAAAUUAGCACCAGAAGUGGUAAUUUCUGAGUUUCAAUUAUAGGUUGUGGUGUAACAAUCUUAUGUGGGAAUGUGUCCAAUACAUCAAAAUGUUUUGAAUUAAGUGCUGAAUUAUGUACUGGGUCUAGAAGAAAAAUGCCAAGUCUUUUAUACACAUUUAAAUCAUGCACAUAGAUAUUUAAGCAUUUCAGCAAAGUAGAUAAAUAGGAGGAAGUCUUUAAAUAACAUUUACCAAAUAUUACUUUUUUUAAACUUCAAAAAUGCAUUAGAUUUUUUGUUUGAAGUCUUCACAUAUAUUAGGAUUUCUCCGAUCAAAGAUAUGGCUGUUUUAUCUUUAUGAACCAAAAUAUAAUUAUUUGUGUGAUGUGGAUGCUGCUGUUUUUGAUGACUAAAGACCCUGUAUUCCCUACUGUUUCUGCAAGAGAGGGAAGUUGUACCGAUUGUUUUAAAUGUUCACUUCAGUCAAACUUGGGUGUGCAGUGGAAAACCACAUUGUGUUUGGCAUGGAAGGUACCCAGGUUUCAGCUGUGUUGUAAUUUAUGUAUCACUGUGGUGUUCUCUAGGUCACUUCUGUUGCUUUCUUCUAUCAAAUUGGAUAUUAAUACAAUAUCAGUCAAAAAUUUCCAAAAUUUUCCAUGAUGAUAUACAUCUAACAGUAUAUUAGACCAAGAGACUAAACAGGCAGCAAUUUCCUUGAAGAAAUAGCUUUUGGUCACUGUAGGCCAGCAGUCUCCAAACUUUUUGGCACCAGGCACCAGUGCUCCUAUGAGAAUCUAAUGCCUGAUGAUCUGAGGUGGAGCUGAGGCAGUGAUGCUAGCACAGGGGAGCAGCUGCAAAUACAGAUGAAGCUUCACUUGCUUGCCUGCUCCUCACCUCCUGCUGUGAGGCCUGGAUCUUAACAGGCCACAGACUCCAGGGUUGGGGGCCCCUACAGUGUAGGCUAAUGCCUGAGUAAUUUAACUUAUCACUAUAGGAAUGAAAUAAGAACAUGAUAGCAGGACAAGAAAUGAUAUUUUUUAUAUUUGAUUUGCUCAGGAUAUACAUAAGAAAAAACACUUUAUUAUAGUUUGUGUAUUUUAUGAAUGUGAAGCAUUUUUUCCCUUAAAAUAGGUAAUAUAUUUAGGUAACAAAUCUUCUAUAGUAUUGAUAGAGGAAUUUAUUUGUAUUAUAGUAAAGUGUUAAUGUUUCACCAGAAAUAAGCUAUGUAAGAUUUGUAUUUAACUUUUUGUUUUUAUGCUGUUGAUUUACUUUAAAUUUGCAACAUACAUAUCCAUAAAAAUAUAGUUAUAUUAAUUUACAUUUUCAUUAUUUUGCUUUCUUAACAUCACUGUACUUCUAGCUAAAUAGUCACAUAAUGUGUGAACUUUUAUCUUGAACACUGCUGUUUAACAGUAUUAAACUUAAUUUGGUUUUGCCAUGCUUUUUGAUUACUGAUGGGUAGAAAAAGAGAAUAUUUAGAUUUAAAUCUAUGUUCUCAAAAAGCAGUCACAUAUUUCAACUUACUAUCACUUAUAAAUACCAGAAGGAAAUUUUCCAACCCUAUCCCCAAUACUGACUGCACUUAUGGAAAAUUAUCAUUUAUGACUAAAAUAAUUUAAAUCUAAUAAUUCCCUAAUAGUUUUUCUAACAUACUUUACUUGCAGUGUAUCUGGAUGAAAAGAAGGAUGAAAGAAAGCUUCAGCUCUUUCUAUACUUAAGUGGUUAAAAUAAGCAUUAAUACCUUGGUUAAAAAAAUUAGCAACCAAGAAGGGUUUGUCUAGAAAUUGUGUUCUUGGUAAUGUUUCUGAAAGGAAAAUUUCAUUUUAUUAAUGGUAAUUUUCUAACAUGCAUAUUUAUGUGCAAAAUUUUUUAAGAAGAAAUGUCUUAUUGAAGUACUGUUUGCUACUCUUCAUAUAAUACACAUUUGACUUUUGAAAGGA